AUGGCCGAACUACACAAGGCGCUUGAGCAGAUAGGUCCCAUCGACUGGGCCGAUGUGCCGCAAGACCUAGGUCCAUUCAUGAAGAACCUCUUCGAGAAUGGUGAACUCAUCUGCAACUCGGUCCCACCUCCAUCCGGCGGCACCGCGUACGAGGCAUCCAAGCCUACCCACUCCGAGCCCGACACAGCAAAGUCGGCCAAAGAGGUCGUCAAUUCAGAUGCCCGUCCCGUCGACCCCCACCCCGAACACGUCGCCCUGCAAAAGUCAUGGGGGAAGCCCGUCAAGUUGAACGCCAAGGACAACCCACUGGGUAUCUCUGUCUACAAAAUGGCAGCCAAAGACAGACGCGGCGCAUGGUUCGCUCGUAGGCAGGUCCUCGAGGGCGUCUCGUUCACAAAAGUCCGCAGAGCCAUGCAGCGCGAGUUCGCAGAGUCUUUGGCUCAGGCUGGUGGUCCUGGUGCUGGCAACGUCCGUGGUAUCGGCGGUGACCGCAGACUGGACAAGAAAGCGGUCGAUGGCGUUGGCAAGAUGGAGGCCCUCCAGCUCAGCGCCCAAUUCCCCGGCCCUACAGCUCCCAGAGAGUUCAUCACUCUUCUCCUGACCACCGAGAACGCCUUGUCCGACAAGACCAGCCAAGACAAACAUCCCAUUCCGAGACACUACAUGGUCGUCUCCAAGCCUCUCACCCAUCCCGAUACUCCUGACCGCGAAGGCUACGUAAAGGGCUCCUACGAGUCUGUCGAGAUGAUCCGCGAGAUCCCCUUGACCCCCGCUCCUGAGAAAGAGGGAGCUGCUGAUGGUGACAAGCACGAGCUCAACCCUGUCGAGUGGAUCAUGAUUACACGCAGUGACCCUGGUGGUGGUAUUCCUCGUUUCAUGGUCGAAAGAGGCACUCCUGGCUCCAUCGCCGCCGAUGUGUCCAAGUUCCUGGAUUGGGCAUGUGCCAAAGAUGAGAUUCCUGACGCCGAUGCCGACGAGGAACUGCAACAGAAAGCUCAGGCCGAGCAAACUCAACAGAAGGGCCCUCCUCCUGCUGCUGCACCAGCACAGAAUUCACAAGCACAGCAACCUGCCGUACAGCAGCAAGGCGGAAUUUUCGCCUCCAUCACAGGCGCCGUCGAAGCAGGCAUAGAAGCUUAUGCUCCGGCCAGUGUCGCCAACUACACUCACAACUACAUGCAUCCCGAGGACGACACCUCAGACUCAUCGUCAUCUUCGGACUCAUCAGAUGCCGCAUCAUUUGCAUCUGCCAAAGAUCACCAUCAUCAUGACAUGGGCGACCACCCAGCACAACAUCCCGCACACGACAGCGCAGCUGUAGCCGCUUCUACAACCUCGAUUGGCCGCGCUUCAUCCGCCUCAUCAUCAGCCGUCCCAUUAGGCAACUCCCCUCACGACAAAGAAUUGCGCAAGAUUGACAAAGACCGCGCAAAGAUCGAGGCAAAGAUCCACAGCAAACAAGACAACGAGGCGGUCAAACUCGCCAGCCGCAAAGAAAAGCACCCCGAAGACUCUGCCAAAUACCAAGAACAAUACGACGCAGCAAUGGCCAAGCUGGCAGAAAAGCGCGAAAAGGAACUCGGCAAACUGGAGCAGAAGCGCGAAAAGGAAAUCUCAAAAGCGCAGAGGAAGAGGAGCGUACAGCUGAACAAGGACGAAGCCAAUAGAGUUGCUAGAGAAAGAGAUGAUUUCAGAAACCAGGUCGACAUGCUGAAGCGCGAGAACGGAUUGCUUAGAGAGCAAAUGACUGAUUUGCAGCGUGAGAAUGCCAUUCUUGUUGAGAAGGUCAACAAGCUUGCUGGAGUUGGCGCUCUCAAGGAGAUUCAGAACGAGGUUGCGCAUCAAUGA
This is a messenger RNA of Aureobasidium namibiae CBS 147.97, 1848 nucleotides long. RefSeq lists its product as uncharacterized. Bases 1 to 1848 code for a protein of 615 amino acids. NCBI's taxonomy places the organism in Eukaryota, Fungi, Ascomycota, Dothideomycetes, Dothideales, Saccotheciaceae. The record is from RefSeq and is a predicted model, not a curated record. The transcript has a single exon.